Molecule: messenger RNA, 180 nt
Organism: Botrytis byssoidea
Lineage: Eukaryota; Fungi; Ascomycota; Leotiomycetes; Helotiales; Sclerotiniaceae
Exons: 1
Coding region: 1-180 (59 amino acids)
Source: RefSeq, a predicted model, not a curated record
AUGAGUGAUGAUUCUCGAGACACUGGGUUGGAAAGAUCAAAUACAAAUCCAAGUGCUAUUGACAACGUGCUAUUCGACAGGGCAACCAACCAUGUUAUCUCUAAUCCACACAGCGUUCCGGUUCCGGUACGAUCAUACAUCCGGGAUGUGAGAGAUAUCUACUCUACGAUCGACUGUUGA